Messenger RNA from Apis mellifera (honey bee), 2665 nucleotides. Its product is annotated as calnexin. Gene Ontology annotation, cellular component: endoplasmic reticulum membrane; endoplasmic reticulum. The transcript is spliced from 9 exons. The record is from RefSeq and is a predicted model, not a curated record. Gene Ontology annotation, biological process: protein folding. The coding region runs from base 464 to 2272 and encodes 602 amino acids. Lineage: Eukaryota; Metazoa; Arthropoda; Insecta; Hymenoptera; Apidae. Gene Ontology annotation, molecular function: calcium ion binding.
UUGUAAUGGGAAUCACUGUAACAGGAUUUUACAGUACGAUGUUCAAGGGAAACCAUAUAUUAUAUGGAUAAUCACACGUCAGACGAUAUACGAAUGAAAAAAUUUUCUUAAAGGUCGAUUAAUUUUUCUCCAAGUGAAAAAAAAAUUCAUAAGAAAUCUAAUUAAAUUUAAUUUUAAAAAAGAGCUCAAUUGACUCACCUUUUUAUUUCAUUAUUUCAUGGGCUAUUAGUUACAAGAUUUUAUUUGAUAAUUUAAUUAAUUAUAUUAGGUGGAACUAUUUUCUAUUGUCCGCCUCGUUUUUGGCAUUGUUGCUGCUUUUUGGAACGCAUAGCCGCAAACAUUCUUGUCAUAUAAUUUAAUUAUUAUUUAUUAUUUAAUUAAGUCAUCUACGAGGUAUUGUAAUUUUUCUUUUCGUAUCGUUCACUAAGGAAUCGAUGCUUGUUGUCUAAAUUCGGAAUAUGAGAUGGCCAGAUUUGUAGCGAAUUUAAUUAUUUAUUUAUGUUUAUUAUGUAGUAGUAUUAAUGCUAAUGAAAGUGAUGAUAAUAAUGAUCAAAAUGUAGCAUCAAAAGUAGUAUAUAAGAGACCUGAAAUCACUGGUUUUACAUAUUUAAUAGAAACAUUUGAUGAUGAAGAAAAAUUUAAAGAACAUUGGAUUUUAUCUGAAGCUAAAAAAGAUUCUAUAGAUGAAGAUAUAGCAAAAUAUGAUGGAAUUUGGUCUAUAGAAGAACCUAAAAAGCAUGCUCAAGAGGGAGAUCUAGGAUUAGUGCUUAAAAGUAAAGCUAGACAUGCUGCUAUAUCUACUAAAUUAUUUACACCAUUUUAUUUCAAUGAUAAACCAUUAAUUGUACAAUAUGAAGUGAAUUUUCAAGAUAGUCAAGAAUGUGGAGGAGCUUAUUUAAAAUUGCUUACUUUACAUCCAGAACAUCAAGAUUUAAAAAAAUUCCAUGAUAAAACUCCUUAUACUAUAAUGUUUGGUCCUGAUAAAUGUGGAAAUGAUCAUAAGCUACAUUUUAUCUUUCGACAUAAAAAUCCUUUAAAUGGUUCUAUAGAAGAGAAGCAUUGCAAAAAACCAAGAGAGCGUUUAGAAGAUUUUUUCAAAGAUAAGCAACCUCAUCUAUAUACUUUGAUCAUUCGGCCAGAUAAUAGUUUUGAAAUUAAGAUUGAUAAUAAAAUAGUAAAUUCUGGAUCCUUGUUGGAUGAUUUUACUCCACCAGUCAAUCCACCUUUGGAAAUAGAAGAUCCAACUGAUAUUCAACCAGAAGAUUGGGAUGACAAAGAAAAAAUUCCUGAUCUAUCAGCUAUUAAACCAGAUGAUUGGGAUGAAGAUGCUCCAGCACAAAUUGUUGAUGAAGAUGAUAUUAUGCCUGAAGGAUGGCUUGAAGAUGAACCACCAAUGAUACCUAAUCCUGAUUCUGUAAAACCUGAUGAUUGGGAUGUUGAAAUGGAUGGAGAAUGGGAACCUCCAGAAAUUCCAAAUCCAAAAUGUGCUGAUGCACCUGGAUGUGGAUUAUAUAAGCAAAAAAUGAAAAAAAAUCCUCGCUAUAAAGGCAAAUGGUCACCACCUUUGAUUAAUAAUCCAAAUUAUAAAGGCAAAUGGAAGCCAAAAUUAAUACAUAAUCCUAAUUAUUUUAAUGAUGAACAUCCAUUCCAAAUGAUGCCUAUCUUUGCUGUAGGCUUUGAACUUUGGUCAAUGUCUACAGACAUCCUCUUUGACAAUAUUAUUAUUACUCAUGAUGAAGAAGUAGCAAAAUAUUGGGCUGAUAAUACAUUUGAAGUUCGUCGCGCUCAAAUUGCAGAGGAAAGUGUAACUUUAUGGGGUCGAAUAUUGAAAGCAACAAAUUAUAAACCAGGCUGGUGGGCAUUGUAUUUUAUAUAUUGUGCAAUACCAGUUAUAUUAUAUAUUUGGUAUCUACUAAAACGAAUUCGUGAGUGGAGUGUAUGGCGUCAAAUUGGUACAUUUACUGCAGAACAUCCUUGGAUAUGGGGUAUAUAUAUAAUAGCUCCUGGCUUGCCCAUAUUGCUAGUAAUAUAUUGUUGCUGCUUUGCUUCUCAGGAUAAAUAUGAUUUAAAAGAUGAUGAUAAACAAUCUUUAGUGACAAAUGAACAAGUAGUAUUAAAACAAGAAGAAACAGAAAAUCUACCACCUAGUACUGAAGUAGAAGAAGAAAUUGAAAAACUAAAUGAAAAUGAAGAAAUUAUAGAAAGUGAAGAAAAUGAUAAACCAGAAAUAGGUAGUGAUGGACCACGACGAAGAAAACCAAAUAAAGAAUAGAAUGAAAUGAAAUUAAAUGAAAUAAAAAAAUUCGUACUACUAAGGUAUUUAUGUAACACUUACAUUCCACUUGAACACUUGCCAUUGUGAACAUUAGAAUUUUUUCAGUAUCUAAUUACAUAUAAUACAAUUCACUAGAAUUCAGAUUUUUAUCUAAAAAUUAAUUAGAUAUUUUUUUGAUUCUCAUGUGUGUAAUUUUUUAUUAAGUCAUAUUUUUUUUAGCAAAUAAUUAUCACAUUGAAGCAUGUUACUCACGUGUAUGAAUGAUACAAAUACUUAAAAAAAAAAAAGCAAAAAAUUUGUAAGAAUGAUGUUUGAUGUAAUUUAUGCGCCAUUAUAAUGUGUAGCAAUGUAAUUUUUGUUAUUGUACAUUAAAAAAAUGAAAUAAUAGAA